This is a messenger RNA of Gekko japonicus, 847 nucleotides long. RefSeq names its product protein kinase C epsilon type-like. The record is from RefSeq and is a predicted model, not a curated record. The coding region runs from base 380 to 847 and encodes 155 amino acids. The transcript has 3 exons. NCBI's taxonomy places the organism in Eukaryota, Metazoa, Chordata, Lepidosauria, Squamata, Gekkonidae.
AGUCUGUGUCACAGCCACCCUCCGAGGAUCUCUCGAUUGUUGCUCGGAUUGCAUUUGGGAUUUCUGCAAGCAGGGACGUCCCCCCCCCUCCCUUUCCCUCCUGUCCCCUCCCUGUUUUUCCGUUAGAAAACACACAGGCGAGGAAAUACAUAUAUGUCUGUACAUAUGUGUGCGCGCGUGUGCCUUCAUUCACUGGAUGUCUCAAGAGGAAAAGCGAAAUAAUCAUAGGUAGCAAAAGCAACAAGAAGGAGCCCCCAAAUAGCCUUAGCCUCCUCCACCCCUUCGCUCAAACCUGCCUUAUUUAUUGGAGAAAUCUCCUCACCUCCCUUCUCACUCCAGAGUGUGCUUGAUCCCAGGAAAAAAGUGAAGCCAUCUAACCAUGGUGGUUUUCAAUGGCAUGCUGAAAAUUAAAAUCUGCGAAGCGGUGAAUCUUAAACCCACAGCCUGGUCACUAAGGCAUGCGGUGGGACCCAGGCCUCAGACCUUUCUGCUGGACCCUUACAUUGCCCUCAACGUGGACGAUUCCAGGAUCGGGCAGACCUCGACCAAGCAGAAAACUAACAGCCCUGCCUGGAAUGAUGAGUUUGUUACUGAUGUUAGUAAUGGCAGGAAGAUUGAGAUGGCUGUUUUCCACGAUGCCCCCAUUGGGUACGAUGAUUUUGUGGCAAACUGCACUAUCCAGUUUGAGGACCUGCUGCAGAAUGGGAGCCGCCACUUCGAGGACUGGAUUGAUUUGGAACCAGAAGGAAGAGUGUAUGUCAUCAUAGAUCUUUCAGGCUCAUCAGGUGAAGGAGACUUGAAAAUCAAAGCCUUCGUGUUGGAAGACAUCAAUGUAAUGGCUGAUUAG